This is a messenger RNA of Acyrthosiphon pisum (pea aphid), 2930 nucleotides long. RefSeq names its product E3 ubiquitin-protein ligase RNF8. The record is from RefSeq and is a predicted model, not a curated record. The coding region runs from base 790 to 1998 and encodes 402 amino acids. Gene Ontology annotation, cellular component: ubiquitin ligase complex; site of double-strand break; nucleus. NCBI's taxonomy places the organism in Eukaryota, Metazoa, Arthropoda, Insecta, Hemiptera, Aphididae. Gene Ontology annotation, molecular function: ubiquitin protein ligase activity; histone binding. Gene Ontology annotation, biological process: double-strand break repair; ubiquitin-dependent protein catabolic process; protein K48-linked ubiquitination. The transcript has 10 exons.
GAGAAUUCAGUCAUUACUCAUUAUUAUAUUAAUUAUUAAUGAUUUCGAUUGACUCGAUUUAUGUUAUACUAGCAUACAUUAAUACUUCACGUCUAAGAGGUAUAGCCGUAUAGGUAAGGAAAUAGUGAGUGUACCUAAUGUGUGUUUUAAUAUUUAAUAUAUCAACACGUUAAAAUAAAUAGACAUGUGUUAUGUCAAGCAAAUUUUUUUUAAGGGGCCUCCAAUUGGCAUUUACACCUCGGCCUCCCGAGACUUAGAUCCGGCACUGAAUAUACACAUAAUAGUAUACCUAGAGAGUCUAUAUAAGCAGUAUACCUAUUGGAUAUUUUUAAUUUAACAGUAUAAUAUGAAGCCUGCACCAUAGAUAUAGAUAUAUAUAGAUAUCUAUGGCCUGCACAUAGUUAUUGAGUGUUUCCACCACAGACUAGAUGAAAUUUUCAUCUAGUCUGUGGUUUCCACCAUGAACUAAGAUAGUUAAUUAAGAUAGUCUAUCUUACAUAGUUUAUGGUUUACACUUAUCGUGAUCACACGACUGUAUACCCAAGUAUUGUAGUUUUGCAGUGUACACUUUGUACUUUGCAGUUUGCAGAGUUCGAUUAUGACAUUAUUUCAUGUGUAGUAGUUCAUGAAUUAUAAUUUAUAAUAUAGCACAGUUUGUGACAUUUUGAAUUUAUUUUGAUAUAUCCGUGGUUGAUAGCAAUAUCAUAUUCUAUUAUCUUUGUUUUUGGAAGAUCUGACCUUCCGGAAACAGUGUGGUCACACUGCAUUUAUCACCGUUGUCAAUCUGCAAUGCAGCCUGCUGAAUCUACAGCUGAUGCUGUGGCGACGGUUGUGUUGUACUCAGACAUCAAAAACGUUAUGAAUUCCAAAAGGUUGAACAGAGAUUCAAAGGUAUCGCAUGCAUUCGUUCAGGAUACAAGAACUGGAGAGGUCUAUGAUGUGAAGACUGACAGUGACUUUCUCUUCGGGCGCUUUCUGAAAUCCUCAAUAGUAAUUGAAGAACUAUACAUUUCUCGCUCUCAUUCUACCAUUAGAUAUGAAAAUGAUAAAUUUCUCCUUAAGGACAACAACUCAUGCACAGGUACAUACUUGAAUUACAAAAAAAUUUCCAAGGAAGUUGUGUUACAAAAUGGAGACCUUAUCGCCUUUACGGAUAAGAGUAAGACCUGGGAUUUUGUAUACAAGUUCUGCUUGUUAUCAAAUCCUAAGAAGAAACUCAGAUUAGAAGAAGAAAAUUCUACUGUGGAGAAAAAUGACAAAUUUAAAAUCUCAAUAGAACAACUUGAGAAUCAAGUAAAAGAAUUAAAAAAUGCUAAAACAAAUAUUGUCAAUGACUUUAAAGCUCAAAUGGAUGAAUUGAAAAAAUCGGUCGAUAAUGCAACAGAAUUAAAUAACAAGAUCAAUAAUGAAAUGAUUAAAAACCAGGAUUACAAUCGAGAGUUAAAUAACGAGUUGACUAUUUAUCGCAGAAGAUGUAUGUUGCAGAAAGAAUUGUUGGACACACAAAUUGCUAAAGAAGAAGACUCUGUGGAAACCCUCAAAACCCAAAUUAAUAAACUCUUAGAAAAUGAUUUUCAAUGUGCUAUUUGUAAUGAAGUGGUCUUUCGGCCAAGUAUAGCUAAUUGUGCUCACACUUUCUGCGAAGGCUGUCUCAAAUCAUGGUUGUCUAGAAGCAAUCAUUGUCCCACCUGCCGAAGCGUUGUAAAUUCUACAACUUACUCUUUUUCUUUGGAUAAUUAUAUCACAAACCUAUGUGACCUUCUGGGUGGAACAAUAAAAGAACAACGUCUUACUCUACAAAGUGAAAGGAAUGGGCAUCCACCUCAAGUGGCUAAAAGAGGUAGACGAAAGGCGGCAAAUCAAUCAACCCGCGGUAGAAGAGAGCCACCGACAUAUGAAUUAAUUGAUGACAACCCUACCAGAAAUAAUUCUAGAUUUACUAACGGGUCACAUAACAUUAUUGACAUUGUAGAUCUUACAAAUAACACGUCUCGAUAAUGUUAAUUAUUUCAUGUAACAUUUUGAGUAUACUGAAAUGAUUAUUUUAUGUCUUAUUUUCAACUUAAAAUCACUAAUUUCAUAAGUUAAUGAAAUCUUAGUGCAUUCAUUUAUAAUGAUAAGGCACCUAUGUUCAAACAUUUUUUUUUUAAAUUUAAGUUUAGUUCUAUAUUUAAUGUAGACUUAAGAAUCAGUUAGAAACAUUAUAUUCUUUUAUACUUUUAAAAAUGUUUAAUAAAAGUAUUCUAUAAUAAAUAUUAACUUUGAUCUUAGUAUUAUUAAAAUUGUUAGUAUACCAUUAUAAUAUAUAAUUAUCUACUAUGUUUUUAAUUUGUCAUUGACUAUUUCCACAUUACAAUAACAUUUAUUCAUUAAUCAGGUAUCAAUUUAAUAUAAAACAAAAAUUUUACGUUUGUCUAUUCUUAUACAUUAUUUUGAUCUGUCACUGGAAUAUUUAGUUAUAAGUUUUCAUUUAAGCAGAUAGAUUGCAAAAAAUAAAUCUUUCUUGAUAUAACAGUUGAAUUUAAGUAUAAAUCUCAAUUGGUGGUCCAAAACUGGUACAUGUUUUUAUCAUGAUAUAAUUGAUAGAUCACAUUCUGUGUAAUGUUUUUAGUUUAUUUAUAAGUUUUAUUUUCCUUUCUUAUAAACCAGUAAAUUUAGUUGUGUGUACUUUUUUAUAUGAUAUCCAGAGCUCAAUUAAAAAUCAUUAAGAUAAUUGUUUUUUUACACUUAUCAUUAAUGUUUAUAAUUUAAAUAUUUAUUGAUGUAUAAUAUUUUAAUUUUUUUUUAUUUUACUAUACCUUUUGUGUAUAAAACACAUUGUUAAUCAACACACUUUCAGUUACCAUGCUGAAACACAUACAUAUGAAUCAUAAAAUGAAAUUGAUUAUGAUAAUUAAGUUAAAUGAAAAUAAACUGUUUUUUGAAUAGAA